This is a messenger RNA of Owenia fusiformis, 652 nucleotides long. NCBI's taxonomy places the organism in Eukaryota, Metazoa, Annelida, Polychaeta, Sabellida, Oweniidae. The record is from the annotation of a GenBank genome assembly.
CUCAUUUCAUCUGUUACUCAGCAGAAUGUCACCAUCUUUUGUCAGUUAUCUCCUUAUGUAAAUAUAAUGCAUGCUCUCUCCCCUGAAUGUAAAUAAUGCAUGCUCUCUCUCCCCUGAAUGUAAAUAAUGCAUGCUCCCUCAUGGAAUAAAUACAUCAAGAAAAAACAAUAAUUUGCAUUUUUCAUUUUUUCCAGAUAAAUUACCAGAAGGAUUAACAGAACAAGCAAGUGCACACAACAUGCAAGCAAUCACAGACGUCCCAGGCGUUACGGAAUUACAAUAUAUUAACAUACCAUCAUACAAAUAUCCCAAAGCAAAUGACAUGACCUGUAUACCACAAGGGAUGGUAUUUGAAGGCGUAGAUCUGUCUCAAUUUAGUGGUCGCCAGGAAGAUAUUGAAUUGAAACCGAGACAGCGCACAAGACGACAUACAGCAAAGACAUACGCAUGUGAAGUGUGUAGGAAGAUGUACAGUACAAGACAAAGUCUCAAUGUCCACAUGAACAUUCACACUGGACAGAAACCAUUUAAAUGUGAUAUAUGUGAAACAGGGUUCGCCCAUCCAUAUAUGCUGGCUCUACAUAAACAGCAACAUUCCGUUCCAUAAUCUGAAUAUUGUUAUCCUCAUACAGGGUACACUGUUCUGUCAUUU